Molecule: messenger RNA, 165 nt
Organism: Fusarium oxysporum Fo47
Lineage: Eukaryota; Fungi; Ascomycota; Sordariomycetes; Hypocreales; Nectriaceae
Exons: 1
Coding region: 1-165 (54 amino acids)
Source: RefSeq, a predicted model, not a curated record
AUGGAGUUCAUCCAGUGCUCGGAGCGCCGGGGGACCAACAUCAGAUGCCAUCCAGUUAUCAAAGAAUGGGGCAAGGAUUCGACUAACUACUGUUCGAGGCACCUGGUCAAGCCAGACGCGCCAGUGAAAUACACGGAUCCAAAUGGAGAGAUUCUGGAAGAUUAA